Molecule: messenger RNA, 2389 nt
Organism: Diabrotica balteata
Lineage: Eukaryota; Metazoa; Arthropoda; Insecta; Coleoptera; Chrysomelidae
Source: the annotation of a GenBank genome assembly
UUCAGUUUCCCGCGCAAAUUGUGGAUAAACUAAUGGUGGCUUCUUAAAAGUUUGAACUUGAUUUUAAAAUAAAUUGCAGCAAGAGGUAGAUAGAAAAUCAGUUUCUUAAAAUGGCUCGCAGAGAUUAUGAUAAGGAUAAAGAACAACUCAAGACGUUUUUGAUGGAAUACUGUAUACAAGAUGUUUCUGGUAGCAAAAACUUCAAAUAUUCAAAUCAAUUAACAAAGUUAGCACAUCGAGAACAAGUUGGUAUGUGGGUAGAACUGGAUGAUGUGAACGAUUUUGACGAUGAUCUCGCCAGGGCUAUACAAUCCAAUACAAGGAGAUACAGCACAAUUCUUGGCGACAUUGUGUUCGAUCUGUUACCUACAUUUGUUCAGAAAGAUGUAAUAGCCAAAGAUGCUCUGGAUGUUUAUAUUGAACAUCGCUUGAUGAUGGAAAAUAGAUUAAGACAACCAAAUGAACACAGGGAAGCUAGGAAUAAAUUUCCUCCCGAACUGAUGCGCCGAUAUGAGAUUUACUUCCAAGACCUUAGUACAAAUAAGGCAGUACCAAUAAGAGAAAUCAAAGCUGAUCAUGUUGGUCAGUUGGUAACAGUUAGAGGUAUUGUUACUCGUUGUACUGAAGUAAAACCUAUGAUGUGUGUUGCUACAUAUACCUGUGAUCAAUGUGGGGCAGAAACAUACCAACCUGUCAAUGCAUUGAGUUUUAUGCCAGCUGAUAUGUGCCAAAGUGCUGACUGCAAAACUAAUAGGUCUGGUGGAAGAUUAUACUUGCAAACAAGAGGAUCAAAAUUUGUUAAAUUCCAGGAAGUUAAAAUACAGGAACAUAGUGAUCAAGUUCCAGUGGGUCACAUUCCACGCACUUUAACAAUAUUUUGUAGAGGGGAAGUUACAAGGCAAGCAUUACCUGGUGACCAUGUUGCUGUUACCGGUGUUUUCUUACCACUCUUGAAACAAGGUUUCAAACAGAUAAUGGGCGGACUCUUAUCAGAUACAUACAUGGAAGCUCAUAAAAUAGUUUCAUUAAACAAGAUGGACAUGGAAAAUUCAGACAACCUUCUUACUCCCGAGGAAUUGGCAACACUUACAGAAGAUGAUUUCUAUACAAAAUUGGCGAUGUCGUUAGCUCCCGAAAUUUAUGGACAUUUGGAUGUUAAAAAGGCGUUGUUACUUCUUUUGGUUGGUGGUGUUGAUAAAAGGCCUGAUGGAAUGAGAAUUCGUGGAAAUAUUAACAUUUGCCUUAUGGGAGAUCCUGGUGUUGCCAAAUCACAGUUGUUAGGAUAUAUCAAUAGAUUGGCACCAAGAAGUCAGUAUACAACUGGACGAGGUUCAUCUGGUGUAGGUUUAACAGCUUCUGUAAUGAAAGAUCCAAUGACAGGUGAAAUGAUGUUAGAAGGUGGAGCUCUUGUAUUAGCUGAUCAAGGUGUAUGUUGCAUUGAUGAAUUUGAUAAAAUGGCUGACGAGGAUAGAACAGCUAUUCACGAAGUUAUGGAACAACAGACAAUCAGUAUUGCUAAAGCCGGCAUUAUGACUACAUUAAAUGCCCGUGUAUCAAUCCUAGCUGCUGCUAACCCUGCCUACGGACGCUAUAAUCCCAAGCGAACUUUAGAACAGAAUAUCCAGUUGCCAGCUGCUCUCUUAUCACGUUUUGACUUGCUAUGGCUUAUACAAGAUAAAGCUGACCGUGACAAUGAUCUAAAACUCGCCAAGCACAUAACAUAUGUCCACCAACAUAGCAAACAACCGCCAAUGGAAGUUGCAGCAUUAGAUAUGAAAGUUAUGAGGAAGUACAUCUCUAUGUGUAAAAUGAAGGAUCCUGCUAUACCUGAAGAGUUGACAGAUUUUAUUGUGGCUGCAUAUGUGGAGUUAAGAAAAGAAGCCCGCAACUCUGCCGAUAUGACUUUCACAUCAGCUAGAAAUCUUCUUGGUAUUUUGCGUCUCUCAACAGCUUUAGCUCGUCUACGCUUAUCAAAUGUUGUAGAAAAAGAUGAUGUAAAUGAAGCGAUCAGGCUUUUGGAGAUGAGUAAGGAUUCUUUAAAACACACUUUCGAAAACAAAGGGCAAAGACCACCAAAUAUAAAUGACAAAAUAUACGCACUCAUUACUGAGUUGGCAGGCGAUAAGAAAUUUGUUACAGUUUCAUCUGCAUUGGAAAAAUGUGCUAGCAAAGGUUACAAUCCUGACCAGGUGGAUGCUUGUAUAGAAGAAUACGAAGAAUUGAAUGUUUGGCAAGUGAACCAGACUAGAACUAAACUUACUUUUAUUUAGUGUAUAUUUAAUUUUUAAGGUCAUUGUCGUUAAGAAGUGUCUUAAUAUUGUCGAAUUAAGAGUUUUUAGACACAUCACUUUUCAUUUUUUUGUACGUCUGAAUAAAUAUUUUUUAAAUA